Indicator indicator is the source of this 969-nucleotide messenger RNA. It is a transcript of the gene BARHL1, whose product is annotated as BarH like homeobox 1. The record is from RefSeq and is a predicted model, not a curated record. Lineage: Eukaryota; Metazoa; Chordata; Aves; Piciformes; Indicatoridae. Gene Ontology annotation, biological process: regulation of transcription by RNA polymerase II. Gene Ontology annotation, molecular function: DNA-binding transcription factor activity, RNA polymerase II-specific; RNA polymerase II transcription regulatory region sequence-specific DNA binding. Bases 1 to 969 code for a protein of 322 amino acids. The transcript is spliced from 3 exons. Gene Ontology annotation, cellular component: nucleus.
AUGGAGGGCUCCACCGGCUUUGGGAUCGACUCCAUCCUCUCCCACCGAGCCGGCAGCCCGGCCGUGCCCAAAGGGGACCCGCUGGUGGGCGACGGCCGGUCCCCGCUGGAGCUGAGCCCCCGCUCGGAGGGCAGCAGCGGGUGUCCCUCACCCCGUUCACCGGGCCGCGAGUGCCUGGAGGCGGCGGGGCCGCGGCCGGGCCUGGAUGCGCACCUCCAGCCGGGGCAGGUCUCGGCUCCCUCCCAGUCCCGGACCGUCACCUCCUCCUUCCUCAUCAGAGACAUCCUGGCAGACUGCAAGCCCUUGGCCGCCUGCGCCCCUUACUCCAGCACCAAUGGACCUCACGGCGGGCAGGAGCCGGCGGGCAGGAUCCCCACCAAACCCGGCGAGGACUUUAGGGAGAAAAUGGAAAAAAACACCAGCAGCUCUUCGUCGGAUUCGGAGUACAAAGUGAAAGAAGAAGGAGACCGAGAGAUCUCCAGCUCCCGGGACAGUCCCCCGGUGCGGCUGAAAAAGCCGCGCAAAGCCCGCACCGCCUUCACCGACCAUCAGUUGGCUCAGCUGGAGCGCAGCUUCGAGAGGCAAAAAUACCUGAGCGUGCAGGACAGGAUGGAGCUGGCCGCGUCCCUCAACCUCACCGACACGCAGGUGAAAACGUGGUACCAGAAUAGAAGGACCAAGUGGAAAAGGCAGACGGCGGUGGGCCUGGAGCUGCUGGCCGAGGCUGGCAACUACUCAGCCCUGCAGAGGAUGUUCCCCUCGCCCUACUUCUACCCGCAGAGUUUGGUCUCCAACCUGGACCCCGGCGCCGCUCUCUACCUGUACCGGGGACCCAGCGCUCCCCCUCCCGCCCUACAGAGACCCUUGGUUCCCCGCAUUCUUAUCCACGGACUGCAGGGAGGUAGCGAGCCCCCGCCGCCCCUGCCCCCGCUGCCCGGUGUUCUGCCCCGGGCUGCUCAGCCCCGGUGA